Messenger RNA from Mus caroli (Ryukyu mouse), 1424 nucleotides. RefSeq names its product GIPC PDZ domain containing family member 2 (gene Gipc2). The record is from RefSeq and is a predicted model, not a curated record. Gene Ontology annotation, molecular function: protein binding. NCBI's taxonomy places the organism in Eukaryota, Metazoa, Chordata, Mammalia, Rodentia, Muridae.
CCUUCACAGGGAGGGGACCUGAAGCCCGCGCCGCUAGGCGGAAGCGCUGCUACCAUUGGCUCAGCAGCCGCUGUCACCUGCGCGGAGCCGGGCCCCCACAGCGCAAAGUCCGCUGUCCGAGGCCGGGGAGCUGGCGCCGCAGCGCAGGUGGUCCACGCCCUGGGACCUGCAAGAUGCCGCUUGGACUGCGCGGGAAGAAGAAGGCCGCCAAGUCCAAGGAGACGGCGAGGCUGGUGGAGGGCGAGAGAUCCAGUGGCAGCCAGGGUGUCCCGGGACCCCCAGCUCCGGCUCGCAGGCUGGUGUUCCACGCACAGCUGGCGCACGGCAGCGCCACGGGCCGAGUGGAGGACUUCUCCAGCAUCAGCGAGCUCUACGCCAAGAUCGCCGGCGUGUUCGAGAUCGCGCCGUCCGAGAUCUUAUUUUGUACCUUAAACACACCUAAAAUUGACAUGGGAAAGCUCCUGGGCGGGCAGCUGGGCCUUGAGGAUUUCAUAUUUGCCCACGUGAAAGGCACAAAAAAGGAAGUGAACGUUUAUAAAUCAGAGGAUUCGCUUGGACUCACCAUCACGGAUAACGGCGUGGGCUAUGCUUUUAUCAAGAGAAUUAAAGAUGGCAGCACCAUUGACUCAGUUAAAACGAUCUGUGUGGGGGAUCAUAUUGAAUGUAUAAACGGAGAAAAUAUUGUUGGGUGGCGUCACUUUGAAGUCGCUAAGAAGUUAAAGGAAUUGAAAAAGGAGGAACUCUUUACUUUGCAGUUAAUAGAACCCAAGAAGGCUUUUGAAAUAGGACCACGGUCGAAAGCCGGAAAGACAUCAACAGAAAAAAUUGGUACUUCAAGAGGGACCCUCCGUCUGAGAUCGAAAGGCCCCGCUACAGUAGAAGAGCUGCCCUCUGAAGCCAAGGCAAAGGCAAUUGGAAAGGUUGAUGAUCUCCUUGAACUGUACAUGGGGAUUCGAGAUAUUGACUUAGCUACAACCAUGUUUGAAGCUGGGAAAGACAAGAGCAACCCAGAUGAGUUUGCUGUCGCUCUUGACGAGACUCUGGGAGACUUUGCCUUUCCUGAUGAGUUCCUGUUCGACGUAUGGGGAGCCAUCAGUGACGUGAAACAAGGAAGAUGAUGGCGUGGCCCGUGUUCCUGCAGAGAUGACCACAGUUCUUCUGCAGGCAGCCUUCUCCGGAGUCUUCGAUACUGUUAUGAACUCUACUUUAGUUUCCUGUGUAUGAGAUACAGUCUUCAAAAUGUAAUUUUGAUUUAUGGAUGAUGUUUAAUAUAGUUUCUUAUAUAGUGUGUUUAAGGUAAAUUAAAGUGUGAUCCAUUUUAAUAUUUGUUCAAAAGCUUUAAAAUUUUUAGAGGAUACAUAGGUGAUUUUGGUCCCUGUUUGUACCCACGGCUCUUUCCACAUAAAAUACUUGAUUACAACAGC